Molecule: messenger RNA, 366 nt
Organism: Protopolystoma xenopodis
Lineage: Eukaryota; Metazoa; Platyhelminthes; Monogenea; Polystomatidea; Polystomatidae
Source: the annotation of a GenBank genome assembly
AUGCCCCGCUCUCGCAGCCGUUCUUCUUCAUUGAGGCGGUCUAGCAAGCAUAAAAAGUAUAGAAGCAAGUCAAAAGAGCGGGAUCGAGACAAAGAAAAAACUAAAAAUCGUGACAAAGAUAAAGAUAAACCUAAAAACUAUGAUCGGACUUAUCGCGAUUCACACAAAAGCAGCAGACGGAGGUUUGUUUGUCCCUUUUCUAUUUACAUCUGGAGGCAUCGAUCUUCGUCUAGCUCAGAAUAUGAGACAGAGAAGGAGAGAAGAAGUAGGCUGAAAGAAAUUGAUAGAAAGAUCGAAGAGGCAAGGAGGAGAGAAGAGGCUGAGAAGCGAGCUGUGGAGCAAAAGGAGCGGUUAGUUGUACAUUAG